Messenger RNA from Rotaria socialis, 1017 nucleotides. Lineage: Eukaryota; Metazoa; Rotifera; Eurotatoria; Philodinida; Philodinidae. The record is from the annotation of a GenBank genome assembly.
AUGUCUACAAUUUCACGGCCAGCUGUUGAUAUUCAAACGAGCCGCGCUGAGAUUCAAGCUGAUAUUAAGCAAAUAUUAGCUGAAUUUGAGGGAGUAAAGCAACAAAAUCAUGAUCAGCAACAUUCUAUUAGCCGAAAUAUUUUAUUAGUGGGACUCUCGAAGAGUGGCAAAACAACAUUGAGACAUGUUUUAACUGAUCCACAGUAUGUAGCCGAAGAACAUUCAUUGCAGACGAUCGUACAAACAGUUGCAACAUGCGACCGAAACAUUCAUUUAGCAUCAAUGAAUGUUGUAUUGAAUAUUGUCGAAUUACCUGAGCAAAUGAUUAGUGAAGAUCGUAAUCUGGCUGAAAUUAAUCUAGAAUGUAGUCGUCUUGGUAUUCAAGAUUUUCAUAUCGUUUGCUUUUGCAUAUCGUUUGACACUGGCAUUAAUACAAUAGCUCUGCAAUCAUUUCAACGCUUUGUAAAUCAUUUCAGUGAACAACAAGUGAAACGAAACUUGUGCAUAAUUAUUACUCGAUGCGAAUCCAAAGAUGAUGCACAGAGAGAUAGAUUGCGCCAAGAACUCAUCAAUGACAUCGAGUUCAGACCAAUUUCAAGAAAUCUUGCACGCGGAAUUCAUUUUUCAGGUGCACUCAAUCAUGAUGAUUGGAAACGAGCUAAUACAGCACUUAUUGAUCAAUUCGAAACAAUUUAUAAUUACAGAAGGAGCCUAUUGGAUCUAAUUGUAAGUGAUAUCGAAUGUUUUCACGUACCAGAACCAGAACCUCAUCCAUCAACUUCAUUUUCAAAAAAUGGCAAUUCGAACUCUCUACAGUCAAACAUUCUAUCUUUGACACAGUCACAAAGCUUGCAUAUAGAUCAAUUUGAUGCACACAGAACAGUUUCAUCUCAACCGCAUUCGGAAAAUCAACAAUUAGAAGUACCUACGUAUCUAAUACCCGAUGUAGACACACCACUGCUACCAAAAGAUAGAAAAUGCAAAUUAAUUUCACGUUGGUUUCGAAAAUGUGCGUAA